Oryza brachyantha (malo sina) is the source of this 974-nucleotide messenger RNA. Its product is annotated as soluble inorganic pyrophosphatase 4-like. Gene Ontology annotation, biological process: phosphate-containing compound metabolic process. Gene Ontology annotation, molecular function: inorganic diphosphate phosphatase activity; magnesium ion binding. Bases 104 to 760 code for a protein of 218 amino acids. The transcript is spliced from 9 exons. Gene Ontology annotation, cellular component: cytoplasm. Lineage: Eukaryota; Viridiplantae; Streptophyta; Magnoliopsida; Poales; Poaceae. The record is from RefSeq and is a predicted model, not a curated record.
AGCUGAGCCUAAUAUAUUCAGGACACCCAUCUCUGCUCCCUCUGUACAUGGACGCUUGUUUUGGCCAACAACAGCAAGCUCGAGUUAGCUUUAUUUCAAGUCCAUGGCUCCCCCUCUCCAAGUCCAGGGCUCAACCACCGUGAGCUCACCCAGCAAAGGGAAGGCACCACCUCUCAAUGAGAGGAUACUCUCAUCCAUGUCCAAGAGGUCUGUUGCAGCACACCCCUGGCAUGACCUUGAGAUAGGGCCUGAGGCACCAAUCAUCUUCAACUGUGUCAUCGAAAUACCCAGAGGCAGCAAGGUCAAGUAUGAACUUGAUAAGAAAACCGGGCUCGUAAAAGUUGACCGAGUUCUCUACUCUUCAGUGGUCUAUCCCCACAACUACGGAUUCAUUCCUCGCACACUGUGCGAUGAUAGCGAUCCUUUGGAUGUGCUGGUCAUAAUGCAGGAGCCAGUUAUCCCAGGCUGCUUCCUCCGGGCAAAGGCCAUCGGUGUCAUGCCUAUGAUCGAUCAGGGAGAGGCAGAUGAUAAGAUUAUUGCAGUCUGUGCUGAUGAUCCUGAGUACAAGCAUUACAAUGAUAUCAAGGAUCUCCCACCUCAUCGCUUAGCUGAAAUCAGGCGUUUCUUUGAGGACUACAAGAAGAAUGAGAAUAAAGAGGUGGCUGUCAACGAUUUCCUGCCUGCCACUUCUGCUUACGAGACCAUACGCCAUUCCAUGGAUCUAUAUGCUACUUACAUCCUUGAGGGCCUACGCAGAUAGGAGGUGCCUUUUUACUGCUGAAGAUGUUGAGAAAAACAUGGACACGUUACAUUACAAACAUAUACUACCAUUCUUUUCUUAGUAUGUUUAUCCUAGAUAGUUUGUAGCCUUGAUGAAAGUACGCCCAUUCUUUUUCCCAGCUCCUAUAUGUGAUAUGAAUAACUGAUUGAGUAAAAUCGUAAAUUUUGGAUGAAAUGAUGUGUGCUUCAGGAUA